CGGUUGGUUGUCCGUCGCAUUCUACACGUCAUUGUGACGCGCUAACAAUCGCGCUUUACUUUAAACAGACGUUGACUUUUCUCUCUUGUAGUGAAGCAGGGUCAGGAUGACAGAAAACGACGUAGAUAACGAGCUGUUGGACUAUGAGGAUGAUGAGGUGGAGGCCGGAGGGGUUGGAGAUGUUGGAGGUGCAAGUGACAUGUCGAUAAGAAAGGAGGGGGUGAAGGGCUCCUAUGUGUCCAUUCACUCCUCUGGAUUCAGAGACUUUCUACUGAAACCUGAACUGCUGAGAGCCAUAGUGGAUUGUGGGUUUGAACAUCCGUCUGAGGUUCAGCAUGAAUGCAUCCCUCAGGCAAUCCUGGGUAUGGAUGUGCUCUGUCAGGCCAAGUCUGGGAUGGGGAAGACAGCAGUGUUUGUUCUUGCCACCCUGCAGCAGCUAGAGCCCAUCACCGGUCAGGUCUCUGUCCUGGUGAUGUGCCAUACCAGAGAGCUGGCGUUUCAGAUCAGCAAGGAAUAUGAGAGAUUUUCAAAGUACAUGCCCACUGUUAAGGUGGCAGUGUUCUUUGGAGGGCUGUCUAUAAAGAAGGAUGAAGAGGAGCUGAAGAAAAACUCUCCUCAUAUUGUGGUGGGAACACCAGGCAGAAUCCUGGCACUGACGCGCAGCAAGACGCUCAAUUUGCAUCACAUCAAACAUUUCAUCCUGGAUGAGUGUGACAAGAUGCUCGAGCAGCUUGACAUGCGCAGAGAUGUCCAAGAGAUUUUCCGUAUGACUCCCCACGAGAAGCAGGUCAUGAUGUUCAGCGCCACCCUGAGUAAAGAGAUCCGUCCAGUCUGCAGAAAGUUCAUGCAAGAUCCGAUGGAAAUCUUUGUAGAUGACGAAACCAAGCUAACUCUGCAUGGGCUGCAGCAGUACUACGUCAAGCUGAAGGAUAAUGAGAAAAACAGAAAGCUCUUCGAUCUCCUGGAUGCACUAGAGUUCAAUCAGGUGGUGAUCUUUGUGAAGUCCGUCCAGCGUUGUGUAGCUCUGGCUCAGCUGCUUGUGGAGCAGAACUUUCCAGCGAUUGCCAUCCAUCGAGGGAUUCCUCAGGAGGAACGUUUGUCUCGCUACCAGCAGUUCAAGGACUUCCAGAGGCGAAUCCUGGUGGCCACCAACCUGUUUGGACGAAGGAUGGACAUUGAGAGAGUCAACAUUGCCUUCAAUUAUGACAUGCCAGAAGACUCUGACACUUACCUUCACAGGGUUGCUCGAGCAGGCAGGUUUGGAACGAAAGGCCUGGCCAUCACAUUUGUGUCUGAUGAAGGUGACGCCCGCACGCUCAAUGAUGUCCAGGACCGCUUCGAGGUGAACAUCGGCGAGCUGCCGGAAGAGAUAGACAUCUCCUCGUACAUUGAACCAGCACGAUAAACGAGCCGGACGCUCCAGUUGGACUUCGAUUCACUUUGCAGUUUUACUCUGAUGGAAGAUGCAGACUGUGUUUGUAUAAAACCUGGCAUGUCCAACAGCAGAUAUUUACCCAAGCCUGUGCUUAUUGAAAGGAAGAAAGCAGGGCCACAGCUCCCUCUGCAGGAAUGAUUCAGAAUAGACUUUGUAUGAUAUUAUUUAAGUUUCUAAUGUUGGUAUUUGUUAAUAUAUAAUUCAAGUUAUCUGGUUUUCUAGGUGUGAGUGGAAGUACCAGAGGUAGUUUAGUACUAACAGUAGAAAGGCACUGUUUACUGCUGUGGAUUAAUAACGUUUGCCUGGUAAGGUCUCCUUUAUUCUUCAUCUUCUCCUUUUUUAAAUCAACAUCCACACUCGUGCUGUUGGGAUACAUGCACAAUGUGUUUGUUAUCGUCUGACACUCAGACUUGUCAGGAUGGCAGCACAGUUUUCUUUAAAACCUCUACAUAUCACUAACGGUGCUUUCACCAAUAUUCACGGCAUAGGUGUAAAUGGAGCCCCAUAAUAUCAUGCAUGUGGGAUUUUUCACUGCUGACAGGAAGUUUGAUUCCUUCUCUAGAGCACACACCCAUCCAUCAUUUCCAAAAGGAAUCUCUUAUGUUUAAUAUCAUUAUUUGGAGUUAAAAUGAGUUUAGAUUCGUGAGUCAUUGUGAUUUUACUUUCAACAUUUUAGUAUGAUCUGUUGUAUAUUUGUUUUUAAAUCCAAGCCUUGUUGAAGACAACAUCUUGGACCAUGUAUACUUGUGAACAGCGCCUUUUAAAUUUGAGCCCCGAUCGUAUCUGACAGUCCUGCAUACAAAGGUUUUUUCACAGCGCGUCGGCCACCUUAACUCUAUGAAUCAACUGAAUAACUGGGGAAGCUGAACGAAGAUGUCUCAUCACAGCUCAUUUGGCACAACACACAAUAAUGUCUGUAUAUUUUUCAUUCUUUAGAUGUGGUCUGGUCACAUAGGGUGUAGUG
Pelmatolapia mariae (spotted tilapia) is the source of this 2399-nucleotide messenger RNA. It is a transcript of the gene ddx39b, whose product is annotated as DEAD (Asp-Glu-Ala-Asp) box polypeptide 39B. The record is from RefSeq and is a predicted model, not a curated record. Gene Ontology annotation, molecular function: RNA helicase activity; ATP binding; RNA binding. The coding region runs from base 107 to 1405 and encodes 432 amino acids. NCBI's taxonomy places the organism in Eukaryota, Metazoa, Chordata, Actinopteri, Cichliformes, Cichlidae. Gene Ontology annotation, biological process: mRNA export from nucleus; mRNA splicing, via spliceosome. The transcript is spliced from 11 exons.